This is a messenger RNA of Solenopsis invicta (red fire ant), 2502 nucleotides long. RefSeq names its product chitinase-3-like protein 2. The record is from RefSeq and is a predicted model, not a curated record. Gene Ontology annotation, cellular component: extracellular region. Gene Ontology annotation, biological process: carbohydrate metabolic process; chitin catabolic process. Gene Ontology annotation, molecular function: chitin binding; chitinase activity. The transcript is spliced from 6 exons. The coding region runs from base 439 to 1857 and encodes 472 amino acids. Lineage: Eukaryota; Metazoa; Arthropoda; Insecta; Hymenoptera; Formicidae.
GCGAAAGAGAAAAAAAGAAUAAAACUUUUCGCGCCGUCGUACCGUGCGGGGUACGCGCGUAUAUAUUACCGCGGCCUAUUUACUGCUAUUUACUUGGGUCGCGACGGGUCGCGAUGGCAUACGCCCAUUCCGCGCUUAUGCAAUCGUAAACAUUGCAUAUUCCGCGACGCGUGUACGGGCAUCGCAUUCUUCUCUAUUAGCUACGCUCUCGCGGCGUACCGCCCCCGCGUCUCUCGGACGCUGUCGUCAAGGGGGUUAUCGGAGCGAGUGCAUUUGACACUCGAUCGCGGCUGACAGCCAGACAGCUGCAGACAGCUGCGCGAUCGGUCCUCGAUCGCCCACAUCGACGAAUCGUCCUCUCGUCCCUCAUCUUUCGCGCGCGGAAAGCAAUUCGGAGCGUGGGCGCUCGUCAGUGCAGGAAGAAUAAUAAGUCAUUCAAUGGUUAACCAAAUACCUGUGCCGCAGGCCAAGUAUGAAUUGCUAACCAACAUACGACAACCGCGCUGGAGAACGCAGGUAGUCUGUCUCACCUUGUCAUUCUUGAUCGUCGGGGUGCUGUUUAUUACGCGCGCUUGGUUCGGCAUACUUCUGCUGAAGGCACCUAGGGCCGAUAGGUUCGUCGAAGAGCAUAUUGACGAUGCCAAGAUUGCUGCGUGGUUACGUCGGGCUCGGAUGUACGCCGAGUCGACGAAGGAGAAUCAGAAUGCGGACAGGAACACUAGUGUCGCCACAUCGGAGCAAUCCCACCACCAUGGUACAACCGGUCAGGUCCUCGUAUGCUACUAUACAAUAUCGGGGGACCUGAACACGUCGUGGGAGCUCAGUCCGUCGCACAUUGACCCUCAUCUUUGUACGCAUAUUAUCGUGGGUUUUGCGAGCGUGGUGAACAACACGCUUGACAUAGGUGACAAUGCGCGAGUAUACGAGCAGGUAGUUGCUUUAAAGAAUCUUGAACCCAACUUGAAGGUCAUGAUCAGCGCCGGCGGAAACAAUGAGCUCCAUGAUGGUUUCUCCGAGAUGGUGAAGAAUCACGCAAAUAGAAAAAAAUUUAUUCAAUCAGUAUUAAAUGUUAUCAAAACCUUCCGUUUGGACGGCUUUGACGUUGACUGGGAGUUUCCAGCCUGGUUGGGAGCGGACGUUCGCGAAAAGAUACACUUUGUGCAGUUACUAGAAGAAUUGCGAAAGGAAUUUGAUCGUAGUGGACAAAAAUUGAUUUUAACAGUAGCAGUUGCAGCACCGCAAGCCAUUGUGGAUCAGAGUUAUAGUAUUCCUGAAAUGGCAGAACACAUUGACUUCAUAAACCUUAUGUCGUACGAUUAUCAUUUCUACGUUUGGUAUUUCCCAGUGACAGAUUUGAAUGCCCCGCUUUUCCCUCGUUGUACUGAAACAGGCUAUUUGUCCACGUUAAAUGUGAAUUUCUCUGCUCAAUAUUGGAUAGCGAAGGGAAUGCCACGGGAAAAGGUUGUCGUCGGCAUACCGACUUACGGUCACACUUACAAAUUAGACAAUCCAUUGAAUCAUAAUUUACAAGCGCCAACCAGCGGAUUCGGACAGCUUGGCGUAAAAGGUUUUGUGUCUUAUCCUACGGUUUGUCAAUUUCUUCAAUCUGGAGCUGAGAGCGUCUUCAAUAAGGAAAGCCGUGUACCAUAUGCAUUUAAAGGCAGAGAAUGGAUAUCUUACGAUAAUGAGGAAAGUGUCUAUUACAAGAGUACAUGGAUUCGUACCAAUGGUUUCAAAGGAGCUAUGAUUCUAUCUUUAAAUGUUGAUGAUUGGAACGGCAAUUGCUAUGGUACAAAUGAAACGUUCCCUUUGACACGUACCAUCUCGAAAGUAUUAUUUAAGGAGUCGGACAAGUAAUAAGAACGUUAAUAGGAAUUAAACUCUAAUAAAUACGCGCAGUCAAUGAAUCUAUCUAUUCCGAAAGCUUAUAGCAUCUUACAUUGAAAUGAUCCAUUCCGUCGCAUUCCUACUUAAUAAUUUGUUAUUUAUAUUCUACCUCAGUUGCCCAAAGGUUCUUUGUACAAAUAAGUUGCUGAAAUAUUUAAAGCACAAAGUAUUAUACGCUAAAAUAGGGCGUAGCACUUGUACCUGGUUAAGUCGAAUCAAAACUAUUUAUACGCGAAAAUAUUUAUGCGCUCGUUGAAUUUUAUAUUAGGUACAUGUAUAUAUGUUAUUUCCUACAUGGCUACUAUUUUCUUAUGCUUUACAAGCAAAUAGUAUCUGAAAUAAUUCUAAAGUAUUCUGUAUUAAUAACUUCGAAGGAAGAUACUGUAAUUGAUGAUAAAAAAUUAUAAUUGAUUUUAAAAUGAUGCUAUUAUUUAGAAUUGAAAGCAGUCUUUUAUCUGUUUUAGAGCAAAAAUUUUCGAAUUUGCGAAUGGUCAGUUUUAUUUUUCAAGUACUGCAUAUAAAUAAGAUAAUUAUUAUAUAAGUUUUCAAGACAUGUUAACUGAUUAUACCAAUGUCAAAAUAUGAAAUAUAUGAAACUGUUUUGCCCGAAAUUUA